CAUUUGUACGAUAAACAGUAUGGCAAAUAACGUGGAUAAGACUCGCACUAACCAAGUUCAAGUUGAAAAUCAAGAAGAACAACAAGAAAAGAACUUGGGAUGUUGGGCGAAAUUCAAAAGCUUAUUUGAAGACAGGGGGUUUGAUUUGGAAUACGAAUACCGCUCUCCUGCGCUGCACGCUUUCGAAACUGGACGUCACUCUGAUGGUUUCAGACGCGUCACUGAAAGACGGCUUUCUUCCGAGGAGAAACGGAAAGCUUUUCAAGAAAAAGUGGCACAUUUCGAAGAAGAGGAGAACGUUGACAAUUUUUAUGACCAAUUUGCUAGUAGCGAUAAUUCGUUAGAAAUUACCGAAUCACAGAAGAGACACUCGAAGUACAGAAAUCGGGUGUCCAUUAGGCCCAGUAUUUUCUUGACGAAUAUACAAGAAGAAACAAAUAGUAUUAAAGACUCUGAAGUGGAUGAGUCAGAAGAUGAAUUAGAAGAGAACAGGUCGCCGCCGCCCGCGCACAUCCCUACUGCCCUGCUCUACGCGCCGCCGGAGCCUCUCGAGCUGCUAUGCGUGUUCCCGGACCGUGCCUCCCGCGUGUGCGCAGCCGCGUGCGCAGCGGCGGCGCGCUCUGGCGGCGAGGCGCGCGCGGUGCGCACGGCGCGCGAGGCACUCGACGCGCUGCGGCGCGACGGCGACGCGCGGCUGCCGCAUGUCGCCGUGGUUGACGCGCGGCAACCGCAGGCGCUUGAUGCUGCGAAUCUCGCCAGAACAAUACGACAAGCCAAGAACACUCAGCACAUAAUUCUCAUAGCAGUUGUCAAGAAAAGCGCCUACCUGAAAGAUGACUUCGCCACACUGCCUUAUCUGGAAGUGGGUUUUAAUAGGGUGAUGGUGGAGACAGUGGGCGCGACGGCGUGGUGCGCGGAGGUGCUGCAGGCGCGAGCCGCGGCGGCGGCGGCGCGUGCGCAGAUCGCCGCCAUCGCCGCGCUGGCCGCCGCCGCCGACCGCUGCCGCGACCUCGUCGCCGUCACCGACGACCAGCAGAGGAUAUUGGUGACAAACAAAGCCUGGUGCCGGGUGCUUGGCUGGCGGGCGGAGGACGGAGCGCGUCUCGCAGAUUCGGCGGGUGGCGAGGCUAUGAGACUGGCUGCUAGCGGCGCGCGUGAGUGGGAGGCACCGGUCACGUUGCGUCGGCGCGGCGCUCCAGACCCGCUGCUGCUGCCAUGCCGAGGCGCUUCUAUAGCCUUGAACAGGAGCACAUCUCACCUUGUCCUGGUGUGUGAGCCUGGCAAUGCCACCGAGGCCGGUGCGGCGCGCGGCUCGCUCCACUCGAUCCGGCGCGGUUCGCUAGACGUGCGCUCCGUGGCCUCUGACGGGCUACGGCGGACUUCGCUCGCCAAACUACAGGGUCUGCCACUUGAAGCUCCUAUCACUAAGGUGAUAUCCCUCCUAUCCACGGCCACAGAUGGCGCCCCUCCAUCCACGAUAGCUUGCAUCGAGCGCGCCGUGGACAUGCUUAGAACCUCCGAGCUCUACUCUCCACAAAUGAAAGAUGAACCCAAACUGCGAGUCGAAGAUCCCAUCGCUACUGAUCUUAUUGGCGCAUUGCUGUCGCGGGAGCAAGUGAACACAAACCUAUUUUAUAUGCAAGGACCAUCAAACGUGUUAUCGUCGCGGCGAAGCAGCAACGAUUCUACCGUCGUGCGCUCUCAGAACAAUAGGACAAACAUUAAGCAUAAGACGUCAGGGCAACUCCGAGAACUUCUUGAUACAGCGCUGAACUGGGACUUCGAGAUCUUCCGACUCGAAGAGCUAACACGUGGAAGGCCGCUGGCUCACCUCGGUCUAGCCCUCAUGGGCGGUCGCUUCGAUGUGUGUUCGGCUCUCGAGUGCGACGAGCGUACACUGCUGCACUGGUUGACUGUUAUAGAGACCAAUUAUCAUGCUGUCAAUACGUACCACAACUCGACUCACGCCGCUGAUGUUCUUCAAGCAGUAGCAUACUUCCUCGAGAAGGACCGCUUGAAGACAGUGCUAGAACCCAUCGAGGCGGCAGCUGCCCUCAUCUCCGCAGCAGCCCACGAUGUGGACCACCCCGGCACCACAUCUACCUUCCUCUGCAACUCGCGGCACCCGCUCUCCAUCCUGUACAACGACAUCAGCGUACUGGAGUCGCAUCAUGCAGCGCUCACCUUCAAGCUCACACUCAAUGACGACCGCGUGAACAUAUUCAAGAAUCUCGACCGCGACACGUACAAGACGGUGCGGCACAACGUCGUGGACAUGAUCCUGGCCACGGAGAUGACGCGCCACUACGAGCACCUCGCCAAGUUCGUCAACGUGUUCUACGCCAAGGGCAACGUGGGCGGCAGCAAGGAGGACAACAUGAAUACUGAUGAUCCUCCCUCGCUGGACCCGGCAGCCAUCACCCAGCCGGAGAAUGUGGUGCUGGUGAAACGCAUGAUGAUUAAAUGCGCCGACGUAUCUAAUGCUUCGCGGCCGCAGAAGUUUGCCUUUGAAUGGGCUAGAAGAAUUGCGGAAGAGUACUUCCUACAAACAGACGAGGAGAAGGCUAAGGACCUGCCAGUGGUGAUGCCGAUGUUCGACCGAGCUACCUGCUCGAUCCCGCGCUCGCAGAUCGGCUUCAUUGACUACAUCAUUAAGGACAUGAUGGAUGCCUGGGCCGUAUUCAUCGACAUGCCGGAGCUGGUGACGCACGCGAAGCAGAACCACGCGCGCUGGAAGGAGCUGGACGAGGCGGGCGUCACCACCAUCGCCGACGUGCGCCGCGCCCAGCGCGCCGCCGCCCCCGCCGCCUCCGCCGCGCUGCCCGCCCCGGACUCCACCGUCGAGGAGUAACCGAGACCUCAACCGACGACGCACAACGCAACGGACACACUUACGAUGAUUCUCGUUCGAAAAUCGAUUCUAAUUUGUCUGUCAUCUGAUUCGCUAGGGGGUUCCCUUUGAGACUAAUUUCGUAGCGACACAAUUCUCUCGAGAACUCAUUGAAACGCCUAAAGACACAGUAUCGCGUCAUGUGUUGGCGUGUCGAGACAUCGAGUGUGUUUUAUGUGCUGCUGCAGAUUUGUACAAGUAAUGAUCCGCCAGAUACGACUUUGAGAAAAAUUUAAAAGUCCUUCGGAUUUUAAAUACCUAAAUCUCUGUCACAGUGGUUUAAACAAUGUCUGCUGUGGUAGGUACAGUAUCAUGCCUAGUAUGACGUCAAAUAGCUGUGUGUUGCAUCGAAUAUCAAAAGUUAAAAAACUCUUCUACAUCUGAUAGACUCGGCAACACUGAAUGACAACUUUGGUUCAUUGUGAACGUAGUAAUCGCUCACUUAUAUGCAUUGAGAUUCAAAUAAACGUGUUGACGUAGGUAAAAAGAACUAAAACGGCUUCAAGGUAUUAAUAUUCAUCAGGCGUAUGAGGAUGAUGGGAAAGUACCUUGUCCCUUUUUGAAGUAACAGAUGAUUCAGCGAUAAACUCGCACUGAAAUAGAUUUGAAAAUAAUCAAGUAAAAUAUAAUUCACAUCUAAAUGGUUUAUAAAAACUUGGGUAGGUAUCUACUAUUAGUAGGUAUGGUCGUUUCUACUCGGAAACCUAGAAAAAAGAUAAAUUAUUAAAGAAAUCAAUGUCGACAAUUGACAUCAAAAAUAAAUCUCGAUUUUACUAAAAUAUACGCAAAUGCAACAAUUACGGGUGUAACACGGAAUUCUGAAGAUCUAUAAAAUUUAUAUGUUCUUGUGAACAUGUAGUGCCUAACUGAAGAAUUUGAUGUGGCACUUAUAAGGCCAGAAACGAGACCAAGUAAAAUAUACUUUACUUGUAUAUGAAUAGGGUUGAAAGUCCUACAACGUUCUGUUGUCUGGAUUAAAUUUGGAGUGUUCGGGAAAAGACUGGGCGUCUAAGACUAUCCGCAGUUGCAUGCUGACCGAUUACUUUUUCAAUUUUAAACUUCUCUUUAUCGUAAUUUUGGAAUUCAUACUUUAUUAUGUAAGAAGCAAGGUUGCUUUUGCACCGGUACCAAUUAGUGAAAGAAGUUGAUAAGGUAAUCGGUUUCCUCAUGAACAGUGGGUAAGUCUAAAAUGGAACAUAGAUAGACAAGAACGACGCCUAACGGACGUGUCCGAAAAUACGCUUAUUUUAUACUUAUAUCCAUGUUAGUGUGAAUAUCAUUGAUAUAAUAGUUAAUCUACUUUUUUAAGUAGCCAUAUUUAUUAGGUAAUAUUGAAUCCAAAAUAUUUACUAUAUUUAUACCCCAACAUACCAAAACUGAUUUUCAUUAUUCUACUAUAGAUGUUAAUAAUUGGCAUAAUCUUUAAUAGGUACAAAUAUUAUUUAUGGUGACGAUGUUUAGUAGCCUUCUACUAUUCGUCGUGUACUUAGCUACUUUUAUUGUUGUUUUAGAGUAAUCCGUGAUAAAAGUGCCAUAUAGAACAUUGGCCAAUCGUAUCCACUGAUCAUUCUAUCCCUCAUAUUUCACUGCAUCCCAUGACAGUAUAUCCAUUUAGUUUUAAUAUAUUAAAACUUCUGCCAAACCAUUCUCAAACUAUUGACUGUCACUUUAUAGUAUGAAAAUUGAAAACAUUGGUCCAUUUAUACACUUGAGCUUUCAAAGAAUUCCUAUUUUUAUAAACUUUUUAUAGUAUUUCUAAAUUUUCGGAUUCAUAUCAAUCGUAAUAGGACUUUUUGAGUAUUUUAUUCUAUUUCCAAAUUUUCCAUUCAAUUUAAGUUUUCGGUUUUUACACUCCUGAAAAUGUCUAUAUUUUCAACCGACUGUACUUUAUAUACCAGUGGUGAGGUGUUUUAUCCCUUCGAGGCGGUUUUGCGUAUGUUAAAUACCGCAUGAUGUGAUACGACACGAGUAGGUAAUGAAUUAGCCUAAUCCUCGGGAAAGAAUGUUGACACCUCAUCACUGUUUAACCUACAACGCUAAUCUAGCCUUUAUUUUCUGAUGUUGUGUAAUUUGGAAAAACAAAACACCGGCAAAAAAGCGAUCUUUCAAACGAUUUCACGGUUGAAAUUUAUUACGUGAUACAUAUAUUUUAGAGCUAGCAUCUACUGUUGCCGAUUGAAGGACUCCGCAAAAUGGAAGUUUGUCUUCACGGAAGAUAAGUAGAUAAUUACUUUGACAUGGUUUUAGUUAUCUUAUCAUUUUAUUGAUUAAAAUCCAAUGUUUUAAUUAAAUCGGUCAAGCCAAACCACUCCAGACCUAAGUGGCAUGCUUACAAAUGUUAAUGUGCAAAUUAAAGUCUAGGUUAGCGUUUGUACAGUUGGGUCUAAACCUAUUUAUAUAAGUAGUUGUAACAUUAGUUACGAAUAUAUUGUAUACAUCAACCACUUGAAUAUUUGCUGUAGCUACCUAAUUAAUUUUCGAAUAAGGUCUAAUAUAUUGAUAAACAUUUGUUCUAUAUACAAUCGUCUGCGCGACGCUGGUCUAAUAUUAAAUUAAUUAUUACCAACUUGUAUUCUGUAGUUAAUAAUUAAUUAAUGAGAAUAAGAAUACGCUUCCUUGUGCUCAAUGUCAAUACAUAACGGUCUAACAUUAAUAUUUACUAUUAUAUUCAUACCUUUCUACUUAUUUAUAUUGUGUAACCACUUAAUUCAAUGUGUUACUUGUAGGUCGCGGUUGUUCAAUCUCAUUAAAUGCCCACUUUAUAUUUUAAAUAUUUGCCUACUAACAGUAUAUGAUACCAAAUUAGAUUGAAUUAUUAUAUUGUUAUAAUCGCUGUUUAGCUCAAUUUACUGUGUAGACUAACUGGCUACAUGUUGGUUUCAGAUAGUAGGAGCCGCGUUUUAAUAGCAAUACCUAAUAAUUAAUAAUCGUUAAUAUCGGCAAAUGUGUCGUGGUAUUCUUUCCCAAGUAUAUUUGAAAGUAUCGUUGCUAUCACGUGCCAAAUAUAUAAGGCUACAUUCUAUCGACAUGUAGUAAAGUGAUAUGUUUUAGUUAUUUGAUAAAUGUCCACAGCAGUACUUAAAUCUAAACCAAUUAUUGAGUACAAUCGAAGACCGUCAAAAUCUUCUUCUUAGUUAUACAGUUGUCUGACCUGCCUGCAACUGUAUAUUCUCACAAUUAGCCUACAUUGUAAUAGCAACAUAAAUUCCUACUUUCUCAAACCAACACGACAGUAUAUUUCUGUUAAUUUACUUUUAAUUGUCACGUUUUAGUAAUAACUAAUUAAGAAUAAGGGGGCUGGUCCCUAUAUUUAAUUGUGGAGUUAAGUAAUUACGUUGUUGUGAAUUUUAUAUGCGAAGCUAUGCGUUGUAUAAGUACCAAUUAAUCAAUGUUAUUAUAAAGUUAAAAUUCUAUUACUUCCCAGAGGAGUGAUGCAUCAGGUCGUCGCUUUAUUCCUUAACCUUUUAACCGCCGCGACUAUUUUAUCAUAACUCGCGAUAGUAAACCUUAUCGGAAUGAAAGUGAAUUUUAAACUUUACUUGCUGUUACAGUCGGUAGCGGGAAAAUAAAAGGUUACCUAAUACUUAUUGGUUGAGAGUUUCCGAGUAAAUUUGGCAUAGGCAUCAUUUUAUUAAAGCCGAUAUGAACUUUGUUUCUAAAAUUACUUUUAUAUUAGUAUUUUGACAGCUAUUCCCGCCAGUUCUUAUAAAUCGAUCGACCUAUCUUCGUUUAUGUGCUUCAGAGGUAACGACAAUACUAAAUGGUCACGUUCUCUUGAUACAAAGUCGAAUAGUAAACAUCAUAAAUCAGCUUACUCGUAGCUCUCCUUACAUUAGCCAUUGUAUCUCUCGGCCAAUACAAUAUAAAGGUAUAAAGCGACGAAAAGUAUUUCUUUCAUAAUAUAGAUAAACGGAGACAAAAAUUGUUGCUUGAGAUUUAACUAUGUACGAUUUAGACAAAGUAUCUCACAUAAGUUCCAAUUUAACAUUGAAUCUUAAGCAGCAGUUUUGAAUAACACACUAAUACGUACAUUUUGAAUGAAUGUCUAUGUUUGGAGUAAUAUGAACGCAAAUUGUUAAGUGUUGUAAAAUAAAAGAAAUAUUUACAA
Cydia fagiglandana is the source of this 6998-nucleotide messenger RNA. RefSeq names its product high affinity cAMP-specific and IBMX-insensitive 3',5'-cyclic phosphodiesterase 8-like (gene Pde8). Gene Ontology annotation, molecular function: 3',5'-cyclic-nucleotide phosphodiesterase activity. Lineage: Eukaryota; Metazoa; Arthropoda; Insecta; Lepidoptera; Tortricidae. The transcript has 17 exons. Gene Ontology annotation, biological process: positive regulation of ERK1 and ERK2 cascade; signal transduction. The record is from RefSeq and is a predicted model, not a curated record. Bases 20 to 2851 code for a protein of 943 amino acids.